CACUGAGCAAAUGAGCCUAGAGAAGCAGCCCUUGAUCAUGUGACUCCUCCUCCUCCAUGUGACUGAUCACAUGACGGUGACAUCAUGCAGGUCCUGUAAGUACACGGCUCCUGUACAGCUCUGCAGGUGGAGGUUCCUAUAAGGUGUCAGGACGUGGUGGUCUAUUUCUCCAUGGAGGAGUGGGAGUAUGUAGAAGGACACAAGGAUCAGUACAAGGAUCAGGUCAUGAUGGAGGAUCAGCAGCCCCUCACAUCACCAGUCAGAUCCAGUAAGAGAACAGCACCAGAGAGGUGUCCCCGUCCUCUUGAUGAGCAGAAUAUGGAGGACAUUACUACAGGGAAAGAUCUGAUCUAUAUUAAGGCUACAGACAUAAAGGAAGAAGAAGAAGAGACAGAUGUGAGCGGUGAUGAGCAGUAUAAGGAGAAAAUUCCUACAGGGAAAGAUCUGAUCUAUAUUAAUGCUACAGACAUAAAGGAAGAAGAAGAAGAGACAGAAGUAAGCGGUAAUGAGCAGUAUAAGGAGGACAUUCCUACAGGGAAAGAUCUGAUCUAUAUUAAUGCUACAGACAUAAAGGAUGAAGAAGUGACAGAUGUGAGCAGUGAUGAGCUGUAUAAGGAGGACAUUCCUACAGGGAAAGAUGAUCUGACCUAUAUUAAAGCUACGGACAUAAAGGAAGAACAAGAGACAGAUGUAAGCAGUGAUGAGCAGUAUAAGGAGAACAUUCCGACAGGAAAAGAUCUGAUGUAUAUUAAUGCUACAGACAUGAAGGAAAAAGAAGAGACAGAUGUGAGCGGUGAUGAGCAGUAUAAGGAGGACAUUCAUGCAGGGAAAGAUCUGAUGUAUUUUAAUGCUACAGACAUAAAGGAAGAAGAAGAGACAGAUGUGAGCAGUUUUGAGCAGUAUAAGGAGGACAUUCCUACAGGGAAAGAUCUGAUGUACAAUAAUGCUACAGACAUAAGGGAAGAAGAAGAGACAGAUGUGAGCGGUGAUGAGCAGUAUAAGGAGGACAUUCCUACAGGGAAAGAUCUGAUGUACAAUAAUGCUACAGACAUAAAGGAAGAAGAAGAGAAAGAUGUGAGCAGUGAUGAGCAGUAUAAGGAGGACAUUCCUGCAGGGAAAGAUCUGAUGUAUUUUAAUGCUACAGACAUAAAGGAAGAAGAAGAGACAGAUGUGAGCAGUGAUGAGCAGUAUAAGGAGGACAUUGACAUUCCUAUAGGUAACUGCCCAGAUAAUUGUACCUGGAGAUCAGAGGAGAAUCUUAUAUCUUCAGAUUAUAAAGCAGAUGAUGAUAUCACACAAGAUACAUAUGAAGAACAUUCCAUUAUCCCAGAUACACCCUCAGCCCUUCACAGCCAAGAUCUGUCAUCUCCUCCUUAUAUACAGGUCCUGUCUUCUCACUCAUCACAGGAUGUUCUGCAAAAUAAAGGUCACAGAAGGGGUGUUGGACAUCAACGAGCUCAUACAGGAAAGAAACCAUUUUCAUGCUCAGAAUGUGGGAAAUGUUUUACAUUUAAAUCAGUUCUUGUUGUACAUCAAAGAACUCACACAGGAGAGAAGCCAUUUUCAUGUUCAGAAUGUGAAAAAUGUUUUAAUCGGAAAUCACAUCUUGUUCAACAUCAAAGAACUCACACAGGGGAGAAAACAUUUUCAUGUUCAGAAUGUGGAAAAUGUUGUACUCAGAAAUCAGAUCUUAUAAAACAUCAAAGAGCUCACACAGGGGAGAAGCCAUUUUCAUGUGUAGAAUGUGAUAAAUGUUUUAUUAAGAAAUCAUAUCUUUUUGUACAUCAAAGAACUCACACAGGAGAGAAGCCAUUUUCAUGUUCAGAAUGUGAAAAAAGUUUUAAUCGGAAAUCACACCUUGUUCAACAUCAAAGAACUCACACAGGGGAACAAACCUUUUCAUGUUCAGAAUGUGAAAAAUGUUAUACUCAGAAAUCAGCUCUUAUAAAACAUCAAAGAACUCACACAGGGGAGAAGCCAUUUUCAUGUUCAGAAUGUGGGAAAUGUUUUACUCAGCAAUCAAAUCUUGUUAAUCAUGAACGAAUUCACACAGGAGAGAAGCCAUUUUCAUGUGUAGAAUGUGAGAAAUGUUUUACUAAGAAAUCAUAUCUUGUUGUACAUCAAAGAACUCACACAGGAGUGAAGCCAUUUUCCUGUUCAGAAUGUGGAAAAUGUUUUGCUCAGAAAUCAGAUCUUGUUAAACAUCAAAGAACUCACACAGGGGUGAAGCCCUUUUCAUGUGCAGAAUGUGGGAAAUGUUUUACUGAUCAAACAAGUCUUAUUCAACAUCAAAGAACUCACACAGGAGAGAAGCCAUUUGUAUGUGUAGAAUGUGAGAAAUGUUUUACUUGUCAAUCAAAUCUUCUUAAACAUCAGAAAACUCACACAGGGGAGAAGCCAUAUUCAUGCUCAUAAUGUGGGAAAUGUUUUAUUUAGAAAUCAUUACCUAUUAGAUAUCUAAGAAUUCCUACAGGAGAGAAGCCAAUUCAGAGCAAUAAAUGAUGCAGACAACACAUCUAUAUAUUCACCAUGUACAUAGGAUAUCUGACAUUUAUACAUAUAUCAUAUACUGCAUCUCCAAACUUGUUACCAAUUGUUAAUAAAAGUUUUCUAUUAGGACGUAGUCACCGAUCCAGCGAUGUCAUCACUAUAGUUUACAUGGUAGGAGAAGAGUGUGAU
Messenger RNA from Hyla sarda, 2679 nucleotides. Its product is annotated as zinc finger protein 436-like. The transcript has 4 exons. Lineage: Eukaryota; Metazoa; Chordata; Amphibia; Anura; Hylidae. The coding region runs from base 172 to 2415 and encodes 747 amino acids. The record is from RefSeq and is a predicted model, not a curated record.